Molecule: messenger RNA, 1918 nt
Organism: Daldinia loculata
Lineage: Eukaryota; Fungi; Ascomycota; Sordariomycetes; Xylariales; Hypoxylaceae
Product: FolC bifunctional protein
Exons: 1
Coding region: 78-1730 (550 amino acids)
Biological process (GO): tetrahydrofolylpolyglutamate biosynthetic process
Cellular component (GO): mitochondrion; cytoplasm; cytosol
Molecular function (GO): ATP binding; tetrahydrofolylpolyglutamate synthase activity
Source: RefSeq, a predicted model, not a curated record
GGUUUUAAAUGUUUAUUUUUAAGUAGUUAAACGUUUUUAUUAAUUUAACCUUGUCGCUAUUACAUAUCGACUAGUUUAUGGCUUUUCGUUCAAUGUUUAUUCAGCGUUUAUCUAUAACGUGCUUACUCAAACCUUUACCUCCCCCUCUCCUUCCCCUCAACCUCACCACAACUAUCCUGCGCCAUUCCUCAACCAUGGCGCGGACAUACGAGUCGGCGCUCGCGCACCUCGACUCCAUCCAGUCAAACCGCGCCGUCACAUCCCUGUUCACCCCUCCCGCCUCCGCAUCAUCCCCCACCCCCUCCGCCAAGGACCUCAAUGCGCUCGCCAUCCCGGAAAUGCUCUCCUGGCUAAGCCGGGCGGGGCUAACGCAGGACGAUCUCGCCCGGCUCCGCUGCAUCCACGUCGCCGGGACCAAAGGAAAGGGCUCCGUGUGCGCGUACCUAACCUCAAUCCUGGCGCGGGAGCCUCUCGCCGGUAGGGUCGGCACGUACACGUCGCCGCACCUGGUCUCGGUGCGCGAGCGCAUCCAGCUUGAUGGGCGGCCGAUUAGUCGGGAGUUGUUCGCGCGGUAUUUCUUCGAGGUGUGGGAUGCACUUACUAAUGCUGCGCGGGACGAGGCGGCGCGUUCGGGGAAGGAUAUCCCGGUUGCGGAGCUCGAGGGCCCGGCUACAAAGCCUUUCUAUUUCCGGUUCUUAACGAUCCUGGCCUUCCAUGCGUUCUUGCGGGAGGGAGUUAAGAGCGCGGUGGUGGAGUGCGGUAUUGGUGGCGAGUACGACUCUACGAACGUGUUGCCGGCUGAGGCCGUGACGGCUUCUGUGAUCUCGCAGCUCGGUAUUGAUCACGUGGGUAUGCUCGGCAGCACGCUUCCCGAGAUUGCGUGGAAUAAGGCGGGCGUGAUGAAGCCGGGAAGUAAAUGCUUCACUCGAAAGCUCCGGUCUGAAGAUGGCGAGGAGACUAUGCGUGUGUUACGCGAACGAGCCGCGGAGAAGAGUGCCACCUUGAUAGAGGUAGAAGACCAAGAAGUCGAGCAAUGGGGAGGUAUACAAGGAACCGAGGCAGGCAGCCUCGAAGGCGAGUUCCAAAAGUACAAUCAGGCGUUAGCGGCGAAGGCUGCAGCUGAGCAUCUAAGGGUUCUGGAUGGAAACCAGGACACCAUACCUGGAGAAAAGUUGAUAGCUUUGGCAGAACGCUUCUCCGAUGGUUUACGGUUAGCAAGACUGCAAGGACGUUCCGAAACAAGAGAAUACGGUGACUUCACGUGGCUCAUCGACGGGGCACAUACCGCAGAAAGUCUGGAGGAAGUAGCCAAGUGGUUCGCGGGGAAACGCAAAGCUUUAGCUGGCGACUCGAAAGUGGUCUUGUUAUUCAACCAGCAGGAACGUGAUAUAGCAAGCCUUCUAAACAGUCUACACAGGGGUAUUGAGAAGGAGUCGGGGGUUCCCGAGGGCACUAUCUUCGACUACGCCAUAUUUACUCGGAACGAUCUACAGCGUAGAAUGGCCGAGGAGCCCGAGCGAGACUUAGCUGUCCAGCAAGCUGCAGCAGAUGCCAUGAAGAAGCUAUCCCCCCGGACGAAGACCGCCGUCGUAGAGAGCGUUGAUGAAUCGGUCGAGAAGAUAAAAGCUGCGCAGCUUCGUGACGGCGUUAAAGUCGUGGUUCUAGCUACGGGUAGCUUCCAUCUCGUAGGCGCUCUGCUUAGGACAUUAGAGCCAGAUUCGGAGUUGUGAAUUACCCAUCUAGGUAGGUAAGCUCUGUAGGUAGGUAGGUAGGUAAGACAGGUUCCGGUGACUUGGACACGACAAAAACGGCGUUUAAGAGGCGAUAGAUUAUGGGUCUCAGGACUAAGUCGUAGGCGCCGUGUCCCUUGUUAGUUUUACACUUCCCUAGUUAAUCUAAGAACUCGUAACAUAAGGAA